This is a messenger RNA of Pistacia vera, 1893 nucleotides long. RefSeq names its product pentatricopeptide repeat-containing protein At4g15720. Gene Ontology annotation, biological process: RNA modification. The coding region runs from base 6 to 1832 and encodes 608 amino acids. The transcript has a single exon. Gene Ontology annotation, molecular function: RNA binding; zinc ion binding; protein binding. Lineage: Eukaryota; Viridiplantae; Streptophyta; Magnoliopsida; Sapindales; Anacardiaceae. The record is from RefSeq and is a predicted model, not a curated record.
UUCAGAUGAUGAGAAUCAGAAAGUCUUUUAAUCAAGUUCUCUUUUUUACCUUUCCCUCUCUCGGUCUUUCCCGCCAAAUUAAACAGUCUUUUUUUCACACCAAAGUUUGUUUGAUUGAAAAGCUUCAGAAAUGUAACCAUUUAAUUUCUCUAUACUUAACUCACACCAACAUUUUGAAAUCUGGGUUUUUCAACGACACUUUUACCGCAAAUCAUCUCAUAAAUUGCUAUGUGAGGCUCCAAGAAACCCUGAAUGCGCAUAAAGUGUUCGACGAAAUGCUUGACCCAAACGUUGUAUCAUAUACUUCACUCAUGACUGGUUAUAUUAACAUGGGUCAACCCCAAACUUCUCUAUUUAUUUUUAAGGAAAUGUUUGGAAGCUCAGUUUUGCCUAAUGAGUUUACAUUUGCGACAGUUAUUAAUGCGUGUUCAAUGCUUGCUGACCUCAAAACCGGUACAAAGAUUCAUGCCCAGGUUGAAGUUUUUGGGUUAGAAUGUAACCUUGUGGUGUGUUCUUCACUUGUUGACAUGUAUGGGAAAUGCAAUGAUGUGAAUGGAGCUAAGGGGGUUUUUGAUAGGAUGAGUUGUAGGAAUAUUGUUUCUUGGACUUCCAUGAUUGUAGCUUAUGCGCAGAAUGCUCAAGGUGAUGAAGCAUUAAGAAUGUUUAGAGAGUUUAAUUAUUUGUUGAGAGACUGUCCGAAUCAGUUUAUGUUAUCCAGUGCGGUCAAUGCUUGUGCUAGUCUCGGUAGGCUAGUUUCUGGGAAGGUUACACAUGGAGCGGUGAUUCGUUGUGGCCAUGAUUCAAACUAUGUGGUUGCUAAUGCACUAGUCGACAUGUAUGCUAAAUGUGGUUGUGUUACUUAUUCUAAUAAAGUUUUUCAGACAAUAUCACAUCCUUGUGUGAUAGCUUACACUUCGAUGAUUGUAGGUGCUGCAAAGUAUGGACUUGGGAGAUUAGCACUUGAACUCUUUGAAGAAAUGAUUCAAAGAAGACUAAAACCCAGCGAUGUCACCUUUGUCGGUGUCUUACAUGCUUGUAGCCAUUCAGGACUUGUGGAUGAAGGCCUUGGAUACUUAAAAUCGAUGCCUGGAAAAUAUGGAAUCAUGCCUGAUGCAAAGCAUUAUACAUGUGUUGUUGACAUGCUUGGCAGAACUGGUCGUCUUGAUGAGGCCUACCAGUUAGCAAAAUCUAUCCAGGUUGAUCCAAAAGCAGGUGCUCUCUUAUGGGGCACACUUCUUUCAGCUAGUAGACUUCAUGGAAGGGUGGAUAUUGCUGUUGAAGCUAGUAAGCAACUAAUAGAAUCCAAUCAACAAGUUGCGGGUGCAUAUGUUACAUUAUCAAACACUUAUGCAUUGGCUGGGGAAUGGGAAAAUGCUCAUAGUCUUCGCUCUGAAAUGAAGCGUACAGGGAUUCACAAGGAACCUGGCUGCAGCUGGGUUGAGAUAAAGAAUGAGACGUAUGUGUUCUAUGCUGGUGAUGCAUUGUGUGAAAGAGGGAGUGAGGUUGUGAGUUUGCUGAGAGAACUGGAGCUGAAAAUGAAGGAAAGGGGGUAUGUGGGAGGGAAUAGAGGGUUGGUAUUUGUUGAUGUGGAGGAUGAAGCCAAAGAGGAAAUAGUGAGCCUGCACAGUGAGAGACAGGCUUUGGCUUUUGGGUUGGUAAGAAUACCCAAAGGAAUUACCAUCAGAAUAAUGAAGAACUUGAGAAUGUGUAGCGACUGUCAUGAGGCUUUCAAGCUGAUUAGUGACAUUGUGGAGAGGGAUUUUGUUGUGAGAGAUGUAAAUAGAUUUCACCAUUUUAAAAAUGGGUCCUGCACUUGCGGGGAUUUUUGGUGACUAAUCAAACAGUUUUCAUGUCAAUUGUGCUCUACUGUAGCUGAUUUGGUUCCAUUGUGAA